This is a messenger RNA of Solanum verrucosum, 2108 nucleotides long. Its product is annotated as pentatricopeptide repeat-containing protein At4g14850. The record is from RefSeq and is a predicted model, not a curated record. The transcript is spliced from 2 exons. NCBI's taxonomy places the organism in Eukaryota, Viridiplantae, Streptophyta, Magnoliopsida, Solanales, Solanaceae. Gene Ontology annotation, biological process: RNA modification. Bases 6 to 2069 code for a protein of 687 amino acids. Gene Ontology annotation, molecular function: RNA binding; zinc ion binding; protein binding.
AGUGGAUGCCCUUGCUGAGCGCCAACGCUCUUGGAUGGCUGAUUGAAUCGGCCUUAUCAACUCAAUCGCUUCUUCUGGGUCGAGCUGUUCAUGCGCAUAUCAUCAGAACUAUUGAAUCCCCUUAUCCACCUUUCCUCUCUAACCAUCUCAUCAACUUCUACUCCAAACUUGAUUCCCCCAACUCAGCUCAACUCCUUCUUUCACUCACUCCGCCCCGUUUUCGUUCCGUCGUCACUUGGACCGCUCUCAUUGCUGGCUCCGUUCAAAAUGGCCAUUUUACUUCUGCCCUUUUACAUUUCUCUGACAUGCGCCGACAGUCUGUUCAACCCAAUGACUUCACAUUCCCUUGCCUUUUCAAAGCCUCCGCUUUCUUGCAUUACCCCCUCAUGGGCCAACAGCUUCAUGCACUGGCACUGAAAGGUAGCUUCAUUAAGGAUGUGUUCGUUGGCUGUAGCGCAUUCGAUAUGUACUGUAAAAAGGGUCUGCGGGAAUAUGCGCAGAAGAUGUUUGAUGAAAUGCCUCACAGGAAUAUUGCAACGUGGAACGCUUGUAUUUCUAAUUCCGUGCUUGACGGAAGGCCUUACGAUGCCUCUCUAAAAUUUGUUGAGCUAUUAAGACUAGGUGAAGAACCACCUAAUUCUAUUACUUUUUGUGUGUUUUUGAAUGCUUGCUCGGAUGGUUUGUAUUUGAAGCUUGGGCAGCAGUUGCAUGGUUAUGUUAUUCGAUUUGGCUUUGGGUCAGAUGUCUCUGUUCUAAAUGGAAUGGUUGAUUUUUAUGGAAAAUGUCACCAGGUGAAGUAUUCAGAGCUAGUUUUCAAUGAGAUAAAUGUGCGUAAUGGUGUAUCAUGGUGCACCAUGUUGGCAGUGUAUGAACAGAAUGAUAUAUGGGAUAACGCUUUUAUGCUGUUUCUUAAGGCAAGGAAGGAAGGUAUUAAGCCAACUGAAUUCAUGCUUUCAAGUGUGCUUAGUGCUUGUGCAGGAAUGGCAGUGCUUGAGCUGGGGAGGUCUAUUCAUGGUCUUGCAGUAAAGGCUUGUAUCGAGCAUAACGUAUUUGUUGGCAGUGCACUUGUUGACAUGUAUGGGAAAUGUGGUAUCAUAGAUAAUUGUGAGAGCUCCUUUUAUGAAAUGCCCGAGAGGAAUUUGAUAACUUGGAAUGCAGUAAUGGGUGGUUAUGCUCAUCAAGGGUGUGCAGAUAUGGCAUUGAGUUUGUUUGAGGAGAUGACUAGUGAAAGCCAUAAUGUGGUGCCUAGUUAUGUGACAUUUGUUUGUGUAUUGACAGCUUGUAGUAGGGCUGGAGCUGUUAAAAUAGGCAUGGAUAUCUUUGAAUCUAUGCAGAAGAAGUAUGGGAUUGAACCAGGGCCAGAGCAUUAUGCAUGUGUUGUGGACAUACUUGGAAGGGCUGGUUUGGUGGAGCGUGCAUACGACUUUAUCAAGAAAAUGCCUGUUCCACCUACAGUAUCAGUCUGGGGAGCUCUUUUAGGGGCUUGUAAAGUUCAUGGAAAACCUGAACUAGGGAAGGUUGCGGCAGACAAUUUGUUUCGACUUGAUCCUUUGGACUCUGGAAACCAUGUCAUUCUUUCUAAUAUGUUUGCUGCUGCUGGAAGGUGGGAUGAGGCUAAUCUUGUCAGAAAGGAGAUGAAGGAUGUUGGCAUCACAAAAGGGGCCGGAGUCAGUUGGAUAUCUGCAAAGAAUUCUAUCCAUAUUUUCCAAGCAAAGGAUACAACUCAUGAGAGAUACCCAGAGAUUCAAGCAAUGCUGGCCAAGUUAAGGAGAGAUAUGAAAGCAGAAGGUUAUAUUGCCGACACAAAUUCUGCGCUAUACGACUUAGAGGAGGAAGAAAAGGAAUCAGAAGUUUGGCAUCACAGUGAGAAAAUUGCACUUGCAUUUGGUCUCAUUGCUAUCCCUCCUGGAGUCCCAAUAAGGAUAACAAAAAACCUGAGGGUCUGUGUGGAUUGCCAUAGAGCAAUAAAGUUCAUCUCGGGCAUUACUGGUAGAGAAAUUAUUGUAAGAGAUAACAACCGCUUUCAUUCCUUCAAGGACUACCAGUGCUCAUGUAGAGAUUAUUGGUGAAUCUAGUUUAAGCAUUCCAGAGAAUUCUGGAUGCUCCUU